AUGAACUCCAAACCAGCCUCGAAAUGGGCCACCAACACCGAGGAAGAUGACCUUGAAAUCGCAUCUUUGCGAAAGAAAGAGAAGGAGGAGAAAAGAAGACUGAAGGAGGAGAGAGCACGCAAGACCGCCGCCGCUGCUGCAGCAUCCCAAGUUCAUGAUUCAGAAAGACCUUCCAAACGCCAACGUACAUCAGAGGACAAUAGUGAUCCACCGCAAGAUGAGGGCGCGAACCUAUUGCAGUUCCAGACCCGAUCGUUCGGGCCUUGCGGCCAUGUCGAUCAGUUUGAGUUGCUCAAUAACAUCGAAGAAGGCUCCUAUGGUCUGGUGUCGCGUGGCCGCAGAAAGGACAAUGGCCAAAUUAUUGCAUUGAAACGCCUCAAGAUGGACCAUACCAAUGAUGGCUUUCCUGUCACUGGGCUGCGAGAGAUUCAGACAUUAAAAGCAUGCAAACACCCUCACGUGGUGGAUUUGUUCGAGGUGGUCAUGGGUGAUAGCUUGAAAGAUGUCUAUCUCGUCAUGGACUUCGUCGAACAUGAUCUCAAGACUCUUCUUGAAGACAUGGCAGAACCCUUUCUACCUUCCGAGACCAAAACUUUGAUGUUACAAAUCGUUUCAGCCAUCGAUUAUCUGCACCAGAAUUGGAUCUUGCAUCGUGAUCUGAAAACAUCAAAUCUACUACUCAAUAAUCGAGGUGAAAUCAAACUAGCCGACUUUGGCAUGGCCAGAUAUACGAGCCAUCCUCCGCCAAAAUUGACCCAACUUGUGGUCACAUUGUGGUACAGAGCACCCGAAUUACUUCUCGGGACGGAAGAAUACGAUUCAGAGAUCGACAUUUGGAGCCUGGGUUGCAUCUUCGCCGAGCUGCUCACCAAGGAACCUCUCAUCCAAGGCAAGAACGAAGUCGACCAACUCUCCAAGAUCUUCGCCCUCUUAGGAACCCCGACGAAUGAAACUUGGCCCGGCUUCAGAUCCCUCCCCAACGCCAAAGCCCUGCACCCGGUCCUGGCGAAAGCAUCGGUGCCUUCAUUCCUAACGGCCUCCAAAUUCCCUUACCUUACCACAUCUGGCCUCCGCCUCCUCUCAUCCAUGCUCUCCAUGAACCCCGGCGGACGGCCCUCCGCGCCGCAAAUCCUCCGACAUCCGUACUUCAAGGAAGAUCCUCGUCCCAAGGCCAGGGAGAUGUUUCCCACGUUCCCGAGCAAGGCCGGACAGGAGAAGCGGCGGAGGAGAGCCACUCCACAGGCACCCAACCGUGGCGACGCGCCCAAGCUCGACGAACGCGAGUUUGCCGGCAUCUUCGCCGGGAGAGCUGACGAGGCCCAAGGUGCCGGCUUCUCGCUACGACUUGGCUGA
Exophiala bonariae is the source of this 1353-nucleotide messenger RNA. RefSeq lists its product as uncharacterized. The transcript is spliced from 2 exons. NCBI's taxonomy places the organism in Eukaryota, Fungi, Ascomycota, Eurotiomycetes, Chaetothyriales, Herpotrichiellaceae. Gene Ontology annotation, cellular component: nucleus. The coding region runs from base 1 to 1353 and encodes 450 amino acids. The record is from RefSeq and is a predicted model, not a curated record. Gene Ontology annotation, biological process: regulation of mitotic cell cycle; protein phosphorylation. Gene Ontology annotation, molecular function: protein serine/threonine kinase activity; ATP binding.